Messenger RNA from Spinacia oleracea (spinach), 1529 nucleotides. Its product is annotated as formin-like protein 6. Gene Ontology annotation, biological process: meristem maintenance; meristem development. Bases 348 to 1529 code for a protein of 393 amino acids. The transcript is spliced from 4 exons. Lineage: Eukaryota; Viridiplantae; Streptophyta; Magnoliopsida; Caryophyllales; Amaranthaceae. Gene Ontology annotation, molecular function: actin binding. The record is from RefSeq and is a predicted model, not a curated record.
GCACAAAAAAAAUCCCGCUUUGUUCUGCGUCUCUCUCUCUGUCUCCGUCGUCCUGCGGUUAACCCGCCGUCGUCCCUGUUUCUCUCUCCACCGGCCGGCUCGCCGUUAGCCGACCUCAUUCCUCGCCCUACCUCCGGCCGUCGCGUCGAGCCUCCUCACCCACAACGGAUUCUCGAGUCUCUUUCUCACCCUUCUCCAUCGUUCCUCCGUUUCGAAAUUGUUCCUCAGCCCUUGCCGGCUGUCGGACCUCUUCCUCACCACCACUAGCCGUCGAGCCUCCUCAUCAGCCACCAAAGCCGUCGAGCUUCUUUCUCACCCACCACCGGUCGUCGGUGGUUCGAAAUCAGAUGACUUGGCAGCCAUAUUCAGAGACGGUACUUGGUUUACUACCCGAGAUUUGUAGAUGUGAUAGAGAUAUAUGGCGCUCAGUUGUACCGUUGAUUUGCUUUGACAUUGUUGAGUACCACUACCCAAAUCGAGUGAUGCGUCAGUUUGGAUUGGAACAAUCAGUUCCCGUUGCGUGUGACACGAGUGUUGAUCUUCAUAAUGUGGAUCGACGGCAUAAAAACAAGAAGUUUGAAGAGAUGCAUCGCAAAUAUGUGGAGGAGUGGCGUGAUCGUGAGAGUCGGAUUGUUCAAGGCACUCCUUUUGCCGGUCAUCGUGAGAGGAUGAAGGAGUAUAUGGAUUGGUAUUGUAGCAUCACGAGACUCCUCAUUACUCCUGUUACACGAUCACCCCCCACCACUCAUUAUCAGCCGUCUUCCUCUGAUAUUAUUUUGUCACAUGCAUUGGCUGAUCUUGCCUCAAGAUGCACUCGAGCUGUGGAUUCUGCGUUAGAGUUACCUCCCAGUUUGGCCCUUCCUCUCACUCUUGAUACGUUACGCAAUUUGAGUUCCUCUUGCAUUGAGACCUUAUCAAGAGUGGGGCAAGAACAUAUCCUCCAACAAUAUGAUUUAGCCUCGUCUCAGUGUACACCCGACACCUCCACCUCACAUGUUUCUCGAGGGUGUGGUUUUCGACCACCACGUGCACGCCCUCCACCACUUACUCCUCCUCUACGCCCUCUAGCACUUACUUCUCCACACCCUCCACCACCACCUUCUCCACGCCCUCCACCACCACCUUCUCCACGCCCUCCACCUCUUACUCCUCCUGCAUCUCCGCCAGCAUCACAAGUUAUUUCAUCUCCUCCUUUGCAGCUUCUCACUUACCGGCGACAAAAGGGUUGCUCUCCUAGUCAACGUCCCGAGCCAAUUGCCGAGGAGGAUGAUAUUGGAACUUUUAGAACUUUUAGAAACUCAUGUGUCAUUAUUGGAACGAUUGAACUUUUGGAAAUUUUUUGUUUGCACUCUUCUAUUUUGUUGCAUAAGUGUUAUGGUUUGGUUGGUUGGUAUGAUUUGUGGAGGUUGUUGGAGUUGGAUUACAGACGUUGGAGUUGGAUUAUAGACGUUGUUGGAGAUCUUGGAUUUGUUUACAGGUUGUUGGAGUUGGACUAUUUGGCAGAAGAUCUCAGCCCAUUUUCUGGCUGA